AUGCAGACUUUGGCCCCGAAUCUAAUCUUGAAUCAGGAUCCUCUUUUGACGACCCCGACACUGACCCCGACUAUGACGACGACGAUGACCUCGACUCUGACUCCGACUCCGACAACGACCUCGACCCCCCACUCCGAUGAUGACUCCGACCCCGACCCCGAAUUUGUCUUUGAUUCAGACCCCGAUCCCGACUUCGACUCCGACUCCGACCCCGACUCAGGCUCAGAUCCCGAUCCGAAUUCCUACUAA
Molecule: messenger RNA, 249 nt
Organism: Prunus armeniaca (apricot)
Lineage: Eukaryota; Viridiplantae; Streptophyta; Magnoliopsida; Rosales; Rosaceae
Source: the annotation of a GenBank genome assembly